Messenger RNA from Serendipita indica DSM 11827, 969 nucleotides. Lineage: Eukaryota; Fungi; Basidiomycota; Agaricomycetes; Sebacinales; Serendipitaceae. The record is from the annotation of a GenBank genome assembly.
AUGCGCGAUCCCUCGAGCAUGAUGCCAAACCUCGCCAACACGCUCCUCGCGCUCCCAUUUAUGCCCACAGAUUCGUUUCCGACAUACCUGACACAGUGGCAGCCCGGCGUGACGCCGUUGAGCACGACUCCCGUCGUCUUGUCCGUGAUUGCGGGCUACCUUGCGACCAUUUUCACCAUUCGGUAUUUGCUCAAGGACAAACAGGCCUAUGUGCUCAAUACCUGGUUCCGUGCGCAUAAUAUUGUCCUCUCCGUCGGCAGCGGUCUGUUGCUUGCGCUCAUGGCAGAGGAGAUUGGUCCGCUCGUGUGGAAGCAUGGGUUCCGUUGGGCUAUUUGCGAUAGUGCUGCGUGGACGCCGAGGAUGGAGUUUUACUAUAUCAUCAAUUAUUACAUCAAAUAUGUUGAACUCAUUGACACUGUCUUCUUGGCCCUCAAGAAAAAGCCUCUUGCAUUCCUCCACGUUUUUCAUCAUGCUGCAACUGCUUUGUUGUGCUACAACCAGCUCAAUGGGAAGACUUCGGUUUCCUGGACAGUCAUCACCCUCAACCUUGCCGUGCACGUCGUAAUGUAUUACUAUUAUUAUGGCACGGCCGGUGGACGCCGCUUCUGGUGGAAGCGCCAUGUUACCACGAUGCAAAUCACCCAAUUCAUCAUCGACCUCUGCAUCGUCUACUACGCCACCUUCCAACUCUUUGCUUUCCGCGACCAAGCGAAGUAUCCAUGGCUCCCCUCUGUGCGUGCAGACUGCGCCGGUACAAAGGACGCAGCCAUCUUCGGAUGCGGUCUUCUCUCGUCCUACCUCUUCCUCUUCAUCGAAUUCUUCAUUCGAACCUACAUCAUCAAAGGCAACAAGUCUGCCCGCUCGGCUUCUGGUGCCGCCAAGCACAGUGCCAAAAAAGUGGCCAAUGGCGUCAGCAAUGGGCAUGCGUACGCCAAUGGAAACGGAGUCGCGAAAAAGGCAGAUCUUUGA